GACGCACGGGACUUGCUUGUUGCCAGUAGACGUCAGAGGUUGUUACCUCGUUAGCAUGGAAGCUAACAAAGCGCAGACAUUGUCAACACAUGAUGGGUUCAUUAGUUGAAAUAGGACUUCACAUGUGUAUAGUCUAAUGUGAGGAUCACCACUAGAGGGGGAAAUAUCACUAAGGUGGUGAUUUUAAAAUGCAUCCCUGCCCUGAUUGUCCAAAAUCCUUCCCGUCGCCAUAUAAACUUCAGAGACAUUAUGUCAUCCACACUGGCCAGAAGCCCUUCACCUGCGCAAUCUGUGGAAAUGCCUUCACACAGUCCGAUCAUUUAAGAACGCACAUGCAGAAAGUCCAUCAUUCAAGGCUUCCAACAGACCGUCUACGCCGGGGUGGCAUCGCAACUCGUAACCAACAAGCAAAUUGUGGUAAACCAGCUGCGGGGAUUAACACACACGGCAGUAGUAAUUACACUGUACUACCUUCGAUGGUGUCGUCUUCUGUGGCUUCACAGCUGGAGUGGAAAAGGGAAAAUGUUGCUCACAAAACUGGAAAUCCACCAAAAAAUAUGCCACGUGUAAAUGACGCCUCAGUGACUUGGAGCUGUAUCUCAAAUGUGGAUCCAAUACCUCGGGAGCAAGUUGAUUCUGCAAGUGCAGACACAUCUGUACGCAGUGCCAGCAAUGGAUACACAUGCAAAGUCUGCUUGGAGUCAUUUACUUCAUCUCUUCAUCUUUGGAUUCACUCGACAAUUCAUGACAAACCAAAACAAUUUGAUAGGGGCAGAGAGCCAGACCAGGCUUUUUCUAAACAAGCCUAUUCGAAAGAGCACUUGCAGUCACAAGAAUUGAGCUCCGGCAGAAGCAAAACUACUUUGAAACACCAGUGUCCUGCAUGUCUCAAAACCUUCUGCUCACCAUCCAAACUACAACGGCAUUUCCUUAAUCAUACGGGGCAGAAACCCUACUCAUGUACGAUGUGCAGGAAAGCCUUCACACAGAAGGUACACUUGAAAUCCCAUUUAAGUACAGCAAAUACAUGUUCACAUUCUGCCCACACUGAAAGGAACAUGCAGAGCUUUUGCAAUAGCAAACAAACCUCAGGUCUGCAGCUUCAGUCUUCACUUCAACAACAUCCCACCAGCCAUCCCUCUCCAGUGAAUUCCUCAGUAGAACUGGAGCUACAGUGUAAAAUAAGUGUGAAUGCUGUGCAGGACCUGAACAAGACCGAAAUCAAGUCGGAUGCCGUCGUAAAACCACAGCAAUCAUUAAAUACACGCAGCCAGUGUUGGAGUGUUUGUCAGAAGUCAGAUGAACAAGAGCGGCAACACUCGACACAUAAAGACUUGAAGCCAUUCCAGUGCAUGAUCUGCAACAGGUCGUUUCAGUUGGAAAUUAAUUUGAUACGUCAUCAUAAAAUUCAUAGGAACCAAAAAGAAUUACGAAGUCCUUCCACUGUGCAAAACAGCAAUAAUGUGAAAAUGCCUGAUUCCGAAGCAAUAAAACCUGAACCCAGUCAUGCAGAUCCAAUUGACUUGAAUGUCAUUGUUAAACCAGAAAACUGGAGUGAAAAUUGCAGUGAUUACAAUGAGUCUCUUCUUCAGGAUUCUGAGUUAAUCACACCAGCGGAACAGGGGAGGGAAACCUGCCAUGCCACCAGCGAGCAGCAGAGAAUUAACUCAUUACAUCAGUGCCAUACAUGUUUAAAAUGUUUUCCAUCUGUAUCAAAACUCCAAAGGCACAUGAUGACUCAUACUGGACAAAGGCCAUUUGGCUGUGAGAUGUGUGCAAAGAGAUUUCGUCAGAAAACACACUUGAGGGUCCAUAGUCGCACUCAUCUGUGGUCUAGAUAUCACAAACAACGAUCAUUGUAUAUUAAUCGGCCAACUUCUUGCAUAGGUGGGUUUAACACAAGGCCUGCAGCAGACGUCCCGGUCCAGGAAAUGUUGCUACAUAAGAAGGAUUUUGAGACACACGUUGGCAGCGAUGUAGUCCCUGUGAAACAUCUGGAUCCGACCGCUUCCAUGGUAAUUAUUCAGAAUGACAAAAGAGAAUCGGAUAACAAGUUGUUGCCACGUACCUCAAAGAAAAAUGAGGUUGUGCGCAUGGUUUCUACAGUGACUGAGAAAAGGACACAGAUUGCUAAAUCAACGCAACACCCAGGCAAUGUGCAACACAAGUGCUUCCAGUGUUUAAAGUGUUUUCCAAGUGCCUCUAAAUUACAAAGGCAUGAGAUGGUGCACACAGGCUUGAAACCAUUUCAGUGUGUUUCGUGUGGGAAAGCAUUCAGGCAAGCUCCACAUCUGAAAGUCCAUGAAAGACUUCACUGUAAGAGGAAACCAUCCAAGCCAGUCAGUCAACAGGGUAACAUGAGAAAACUGAAAGCAAAUAGUCUACAGCAGCUUUACCCGAGGAUCAGUGUUCGUAUCCCACAACAGACGAAAUCGGUGAACACAGAUAGUAAACUUUCAAAUUCUGAUGAUGCUGUAAGUAAUGGAGUGAGUGCGUCGCUCUGCACCAGACGUGAAAUAUCCAUCACAAAAGUGAACAGUCUCUUUAAGACAAACUGUAAAGGUAACGUAACUUUUAAAAAUAAGAAACUUCACACAUGCCGAAUAUGCUUUAAGAGCUUUAUGUUUCCCUAUAAGCUCUCAAGGCACAUGGUCACGCACUCUGGGAUAAGGCCAUACAAAUGCACUUUGUGCAGCAGAACCUUCACUCAGCGUGGUCAUCUAAAAAUUCAUGAGAACAAAUGCAGACAGGGUAACAAGGUCUUGCAUUGUAUCCAAGCAGAAAUGAUGAAUGCCAAGCAUCUCCAGGAUAAAUGCAUUGAAAAUCGUAGCGAUUGCACCAAUUUUAAUGUGGAUGCAUUGAGAGAGCAGCUGGAGUCACAUUAUACAAGUGUUGGUCAUCACUCAUUUACUGAUGGAGAUGCAUCUUAUUGUUCAGAGGCAAUAGAUACUGAAUGGUUGGCGGUGCCAGAAGUAGGCUUACAAGAGGAGGAUAAUGAAUCAGAGAAAAAGCAGAGAGACGAUUGUAAUCAGACUACAGACCAUUGUAAUUUUUCAUUUCCCUCUGAACUUGCCUUUGAAAUAGACAAGCUUGUCCAAAAUCCAAACAUGGCAGCUCCACCUUUGUCACAUCAAUAUGAGGGCAAUGCACAUAAUGCAGAAGUACCAUGUCAGCCUAAAGGAGUUGCGGCUAUUUCAAAUAGCAACAAGCUGCUCAGUGAUGAACUUGUCAGUUCUGUGAUUGAGAAUCAGAUGCAGCCAGAUGAUUACUGGUGUGAACCACUAAUUGUGUUUGAAUGUGCCAGGUGCUCUGUAAGUUUUAACAGUGAAAACAAUCUCAAGCAACAUAUUUGUUCAACUAAUGUUUCACCUAAAAUGACAGCCCAGAAGCAUUGUUGUGAUAUUUGCUUCAAACAUUUUGCCUCUCCCUCUAAACUGAAAAGGCAUUAUCUUACCCACACAGGUCAGAGGCCGUUUGGGUGUGACAUCUGUGGCAAAACGUUCACACAGGCAACACAUGUCAGAACACACCGACUGACUCACUGAUUUUUGUGUAAAAUUGUAUUUAUGAUGAUCAUUAAUACGAUGUUUGUGUAUACUGUAUGUAUGUAAAAUAUGUGAUAGAUGUAUAAUAAUAUGUGCUUUUAUAUUUUGUAUUUUCAGUGUUUCAUGAAUUAAAAAUUAAACAUUCAUGGUA
Sebastes umbrosus (honeycomb rockfish) is the source of this 3696-nucleotide messenger RNA. RefSeq names its product zinc finger protein 770-like. The coding region runs from base 189 to 3545 and encodes 1118 amino acids. Lineage: Eukaryota; Metazoa; Chordata; Actinopteri; Perciformes; Sebastidae. The record is from RefSeq and is a predicted model, not a curated record. The transcript has 2 exons. Gene Ontology annotation, molecular function: DNA-binding transcription factor activity, RNA polymerase II-specific; RNA polymerase II cis-regulatory region sequence-specific DNA binding. Gene Ontology annotation, biological process: regulation of DNA-templated transcription.